Molecule: messenger RNA, 426 nt
Organism: Gossypium arboreum
Lineage: Eukaryota; Viridiplantae; Streptophyta; Magnoliopsida; Malvales; Malvaceae
Product: UDP-glycosyltransferase 85A8-like
Exons: 1
Coding region: 1-426 (141 amino acids)
Molecular function (GO): UDP-glycosyltransferase activity
Source: RefSeq, a predicted model, not a curated record
AUGGGUGAAUCAGUUAUAUUUCCAAGAGAACUCUUAGAGGAAAUAAAGGGAAGGGGUUUCAUAAUAAGCUGGUGUACCCAGCAAAAAGUGUUGUCCCACUCAGCGGUCGGCAUUUUCCUUACACAUUGGGGAUGGAAUUCUAUUUUGAAAGCUUUAUUUGAAAGUGUGCUUUUAAUUUGUUUGUCAUUCUUUGGAGAUCAACAAUCGAAUUGUCGAUAUGUGUGCACCACGUGGGACAAUGGCAUGGAAAUCAAUCUAGACAUAAAGCGUGAAAAUGUGGAAGUUGUUGUUAAAGAGAUGAUGGAAGGAGUUAAUGGGCAAUGGAUAAGGCAAAAGGCAUUGGAAUGGAAGAAGAAAGCUGAAACUGGCAUUAGCCUUGGAGGAUCUACUGUUACCAAUGUUGAUAGAAUGAUAAAUGAGGCAUAG